Messenger RNA from Gallus gallus (chicken), 7936 nucleotides. RefSeq names its product RNA binding motif single stranded interacting protein 3 (gene RBMS3). NCBI's taxonomy places the organism in Eukaryota, Metazoa, Chordata, Aves, Galliformes, Phasianidae. Gene Ontology annotation, molecular function: poly(U) RNA binding; poly(A) binding; mRNA 3'-UTR binding. The record is from RefSeq and is a predicted model, not a curated record. The transcript has 18 exons. Gene Ontology annotation, cellular component: cytosol; nucleus; ribonucleoprotein complex. The coding region runs from base 91 to 1746 and encodes 551 amino acids.
GGGGAGGCGAGGGGAAAAUAAAAUAAAGGCAACACCCGGGUCAAUGCUCGGCUCCGCUCGCCGCCAGCACCUCGCUCAGUGAACUGGAAGAUGGAGAUGGAUGUUAAGGGAGUUUCUCCGUGCCCGGAGCCCAUCCCCCCGGCGGCGGGGGCUGGCGGCUGCCCGCACCAGCGCCCGCACCACCGCGAUGGGCAGCCCGCCGAGCCGGCCCCCGCCGCCGACAGCGGCCACCCGGAGCGGCGGCACAGCAGCGACAAAGAGGACAAGAAGAGAACUACAGCCAACAAGACUUCAAGUGCUCCUUCCUACAGCAGAUGGUCCAGUUCACAGCCUCAUCAGUCCAGCUCUACAGUGAGAACGUACCAAAACAGUAAAUCAAGAGUCACCAUGAGCCCUGGCUUUAGCAACCAGUGGAAUAGCAGCCAACCUGCUUGGAAUACAUACACCUUCCCAAGAGCAAGCUUGCACUACCAGUCCCAUGCUAGCUACACCUACUGUGCUGGACAUCCUACUCAGUCCUAUGCACCAGCUCCCCACCCCAUGGCUCCUCCCAGCCCCAGCACAAACAGCAGCAACAACAGCAGCAACAACAGCAGUGGAGAGCAGUUGAGUAAAACCAACCUGUACAUUCGAGGCCUUCCACCCGGCACCACUGACCAGGACCUUAUCAAACUGUGCCAGCCGUAUGGGAAAAUUGUAUCAACAAAGGCAAUUCUUGACAAAAACACAAAUCAGUGCAAAGGUUACGGUUUUGUAGAUUUUGACAGCCCGGCAGCAGCACAGAAAGCAGUAGCAUCUCUCAAAGCAAAUGGCGUGCAAGCGCAGAUGGCAAAGCAACAAGAGCAAGAUCCCACAAAUCUAUACAUCUCAAAUUUACCUGUUUCCAUGGAUGAGCAGGAACUGGAGAACAUGCUGAAACCUUUUGGACAUGUCAUUUCCACCAGAAUAUUAAGAGACGCAAAUGGAGUCAGCAGAGGAGUUGGCUUUGCCAGAAUGGAGUCUACAGAAAAAUGUGAAGUAGUAAUUCAGCAUUUUAAUGGCAAAUAUCUGAAAACCCCACCUGGUCUACCAGAGUUAUGUUUAUGUAACCAGUUGUUCUUGCUGAGCUGCCAUUCAGCCCCCACUGAGCCUUUACUGUGCAAAUUUGCUGAUGGAGGGCAAAAGAAGCGCCAGAAUCAAAGCAAAUACACACAGAAUGGAAGGCCGUGGCCCAGAGAAGGAGAGGCUGGCAUGGCUUUGACUUAUGAUCCAACAGCUGCUAUACAGAAUGGAUUUUAUUCCUCACCGUACAGUAUUCCAACAAACCGCAUGAUUCCACAGACAUCAAUCACGCCAUUCAUUGCUGCUUCCCCUGUCUCUACAUAUCAGGUCCAGAGUACUUCAUGGAUGCCUCAUCCGCCAUAUGUUAUGCAACCAACAGGUGCUGUGAUAACACCAACAAUGGACCACACUAUGUCAAUGCAGCCAGCAAGCAUGAUGGGCCCACUGACCCAACAGAUGAACCACCUUUCCUUGGGCACAACAGGAACGUACAUGACUGCUGCUGCACCUAUGCAAGGGACCUACAUUCCCCAGUACACUCCUGUGCCUCCAACAGCUGUCCCUAUUGAAGGUGUUGUUGCUGAUACUUCUCCACAGACAGUAGCAUCUUCAUCACAGGAAGCCAGUGGUCAACAGCAACAGAUGACAGUGGAAACAUCCAGUGAACAUGCACCUGCAUAUUCUUACCAACAAUCUAAACAAUAAACAGGACUGAAGAAUGUCGGUCUGAAAUCAUUGCCUUGAAUGGAGAAACUUCACUGAACAAGAAGUUGGCUUCCAGUUUGCACAGGCGUCAAAUGAAUGCUUUCUUUUUUUUUUUCUACCUUUCCCAACGAAAACAAAACAGUGUUUUUAUGUGCUGUGCAAAUGGUUCCGUCAUGUAGUCUGACAAUUUUAUUUUUGCUAUUUUUUUUUUUUUUUUUGUCGUUGUUAACUAAAGAAAAAACCUGAAGGAAAAACGCUGGGUUGACAUUUCAUCUGGACGAACAUCUGAAUUCAGAAUUUACCUGGAGGUGUAGCUAGAUUUUUUUUUUAACAGAAAAACUGAUGAUGUCAAGAGGGAGCAAGUUGAGAUGAAAACCAAUUGUCUUCCUCAAAAAUUAAGCUACUCUUUUUCUCUCAUUUUAUUUUUCUUCUUGUUUUAAAUCUAGAGUGGUUUUUGUUUUUUGGUUCUUUUGUUUUAUUUUUGUUUGUUUUUUUUAAAGAAAUGUUUAGGUAAGGUUUAUCUUGAAUCUUAAUUGCCUUAAUUUUAAGGACGUCAAAGGCUCUCAAGGCAAGCUGUCAACGUCUUGUUAGAAAACCCGAGAAUGAAUUGAAACUGCUCACACCGGUGCUGGUGCAGAAGUUUAAUAGACUGAGUUUUUGGGGUGAACAAAAAAUAAACUGUACAGUUUAAAAGAAAAUGAUUUUCUUCUUUUGAAGAAAAGUUGAUGAUAAAGGAACUGUGGCAACUGAAAGGAUUGGAAAAAUGCUGGGACUUUUAUGAACUUUGUCUUAAGUGUUGACAGAAAAAAAAUCUAGAAGGCUAAAGCAUUUUACAGUAAAGUUAUUGAAUUGAGAAAAAAACUUGCUGCAUUAUAGAGAAUGCAGGGGUUUUUUCUUGCAGAAUGCAGAUUUUUUUAUUUACAAAGCGUGAUCGCUAGCGAAAGCAUUAGUGCUUUUUAUCUGCAGUCUUUUUUAUGAGCUUUAAGAAGUUUUUAGUCUGCUUUGCUUGUCACAUUGCAAAAACCUAGCUUAAGAGCAUUAAAAAAAACUUAAGUAGAUAGGAGCUUAUGGUCAAAAAAGUGCAAAAAAAGCAAUAGAUAGAAGAAAUUGUUGACAAUUUCUGUAGUCUUUCCUAGUUGUGAACAAAUGCAGCCUAUGGAUGGCCUAUUUUAUACCAAAGAUGAAGUGACACCCUAACGCAGUCCAGAAGAUAGAGGUUUUGUUUUUUUUUUCUUUUUUUAUCUUUAUUUGACCUACAUGGCCGGACCAGUUCUUACUUUCUUGUUUGUUUAAACUAUCUUCCACUGGUGUUUUACAUACUGCAUAUGUUUUUAGUGGAAAUUUCAGAAUAGUUGGUAUUUUAAGUUUGUUGAUGGUGUGCUUUGGAGAACAUCACAAAGCAAGUGGAGUGAGUUACCAACUAAUCUGUCCAGGUGGGCUUUAAUUUUUAAGAGUUUUUCUGUUAAAUUGCCUGAUCUUUGGUAUUUCUACUGAAACAACAGUCUUCCUUCUGAAUUCCAACAUACCACAGACUCAUUUCUUCACCUCAGUCUUUGUCAUCGUCCAGCAUGCAUAGCCACCUUAAUUCUGUGUUCAUUUUUCAGUGAUGCAUUUGAAUUGCCAGUUAGAUGCAACAGAAAGGAAACUUGAUCUUUGUUCUCAUUUUAGCUCUCCCGUGCAAGCAGAAAUGUUGAAAAUGACUUAUGCUAGUGUUGUCAUCCAGGCAGGAAGUUAAUUAUUCUUCUCUGCUAUGAUUUCCGUUGUCUUAAUAUGUUGGCUGACAAUCACUAAUUAGUAUGAUUAGGCAGAAAAGACACUAACUAAAUUGAAUCCACUGAAAUCUGUUUUAAGAAUGACAGUUAUUUUCCAUAGAGAAGUUAGGAUUACGGCUCUUGAUUUUUCCAAGCGACCAAAAAAAAGUGAAAAGCAAGUCAAAAGAGGAUUUGUUCCUUAAGAAGGCAGAAGAGAAGCAGCAUUUAAAUAUAUACAUGCAUACACAUGUAUCUUUAAGUAGAAAUUAAACCAAACAUUUUUAAACUUCUCUCCAUCCAGAAGAGAGGGGAAGCUUCAUCACAUUUAUUGUGGUGCAUUAGAGACAGGGUAUCCAUUAAAAAUAAUUAAAUUAAAACGUAUAUAUUGGAUCAAUCUGAUUCAGCCACACAAUUCUGAAAAGAGAUCUGUUUCCCUAACCUGACUUUUAGGGGAAAAAGUACACAGUUAUUUUUUUAAAUUGAUAAAACGAGAUCAUAUUUUUUAAUGUAGUGGGGGGGGAGGGGGUUUCCCAAGUAAAUGGCUGCUAGAUAUGCAACGUAUAAAAGAGAGGAAUGGGAAUUCAUGUGGUUCUUCACCAUAGGAAGAAGGCCUGAUUUUCAGAAGUGGUAAAAGUUAUGCUUUCUCCAGAAUAACUGUUGAUAUUCAGCACUUCUGAAAACCAGAUGAUGCCAAAGUAAAAGAACAAUACCCACAACCUGUUUUUAAUUCAGAAAAAAAAAAACAAAAAACACAACAAAAUGCAUAUACAUGUAAAGAAACUCAAUCAUCUCUUUCUGUUCCACAUGCUGUCUCAUUACUUGUUGCUUUUUGAGAGUGGCAUUUGAAUUUUGGCCUUGGAUAAAGGUUCCCUCUUUAUUUGGAGGGCAUAUGGGGGAGAAAUCAAUCUAGCCUUAUUUUCUUCCUUUCUACACAUACUCUCUUUCUGUCUCUGAAUUCUUUGUACAAAUAGAGAUAACCCCAGGCACAAUUCAGUUCAAUAUGAAAUAAACAUAUUUGUUUCUGUGUUAGUUCUAAUGUGACAUACAAAAAGUCUCAUUUACUAUCAACAAUGAGGCUACAAGGUAGCUACCAUGUGGCUGAUGAAUAUGCUGAGGUACCUUCUUAUUUCUAUUCAGAACUCUGCUGCUUUAUUUAUACAUUCAGAAACAUUUUUGUUAUUUUUUUCAGCAAACAAAUUUAAGCAAUCUCAGUGUUUUUUUAUUAAGCCAGGCAGGCAACACAGUGUAACGAUGCCUGUCACUUUAAAGUGUUUCAAGUGCAUUCUGUGUUAGAAUUGUUCCUUUUUUUUCCAUGCUGCAAUGUUUAUUAGUGUUUGAAAUCAAAAGAAAAAAAAACAAAGAAAUAGAGGAAGAAGAGGAAAGAAAAUGGAUUUCCUAAAUACAAUUGAUUGUUUUACUCUUCCCCAAAAACAGAGAACUGGUACUUGAAAGACUAUGAAUUAUAAAAAAUGAGAUUUGAGUAUAAACAGUCAUAAAUAUUAAGGUAAGAAAAAAACUUAUUGGGAACAUACAAAUUGUAUGGAAAUUGGUAACUUAUUUGUAAAAGUUACAAGUUGAGAUAAAGGAGAACAGCUGAAAAGCAAUAUGCUGCAUGGUUGUUGUCAUAGCACUAGAACACUUGGUGGCUUCUGAACUCUAAAACUGGUGUUCUUUAUGUUCAGGCUAAUAAGAUUUAUCAGAAAGUUCACUAUAGUUAUCUCUUUCAGUUGUUGGUUGGUGGGUUUUUUGGUUGUUGGUUUUUUUGGGUUGGUUUUUUUUGUUGUUUGUUUGUUUGUUUGUUUUGAAGAUCCAAAUUUGUAAAGUCGAUAUCUGUGUCUUGCCAAUUUAGCUUUAAAUAUGAGGGUUCCUGAAAGGUUGCAGAAACAACUCUAGAAGUCUAAGGCAAUGGUGCCUGUCCCAGCGGUCUAGAAGCAACAUCAAAUCCAUAAGCUGAACUGCAUAUGUACUUUCCAUCACACCUGAAUUCUUGUAAAUAGUCAAAUCUGAAUGUUCAGGUUUGGUAUUUUUGUUUUUACUUUAAAAGAUAAAUACAGGAGGGGUGUCAGAGAAAUACAAAUUAUGGCUAGAAAUUCUGAAUACCUGGGCUCGUCGCUUAAGAUUGAGAAAAAAAUGGAUACAGUGGAACUGAAGAGAGUAUUAUAUUUGCAGGUGCAGUGUAGAUCGGGGCACUGAAAAUUCUUGCUGUUCCCAGUGAGAUUGCUGAGGGACUCUUCUUCCUAUCUGGCUCUACUGCUGGUUUUGUAAGCACUUUUCACCUGUGACAGUCAGGCCUCAAAUUGUGAAUGUCCUCCUAUUGCCUUCCAGUGAAACAGACUCUUGAAAUGUCCUUAGCUUGUGCUUACUUGUAUAGUUCCGUUUACCAAGAGACUGCCUUGGUUGUGUUGGUCAAGAAAUCCACCAUAAUACAGAAUGAGGCAUACUGAGAGCAAUUGCAUCACACUGUAUUAUCUUCUGCUAUGGAUGCAUGCCCAACUGUGGAAGAUAAAGGCUGGUUAUUAGAGAAAUUGAGGGCUUAAACUUUCAGUGGGCAAUGGGCUGAAGCACUCAAAUGGAUUUUUACACAGGUAAAAAUCAAACAAAGGGUAUUAUUUAUGUAUGUAUGUGUAGCAAAACUCAGCAAAUUUGAGGAAGCCUGCAUUGUAAUAAAGUUUAUUUUUAAUAUGUCAUAGUAUUUGGAUCUAUAUUAUGUUGUUUAUGGUACUGAAGGAUGAUACUGAUGCAAAGUGUUUAACAAAUUGCCGUGCUUCAUGAUUUUAAGCUUGAUGGUGCUCCUCAUGCCACUUCAUUUUAAUGCUGAGGUUGACAUGAGCAAAACAGGUUUAGGCAGAUUCACUGAACUCCACCUCCAGUAAGAGUCAUGCUAAAGAGUGAUAAUGUGCUUAAAGUAAUGAAUCAAUCCAUUUUUUGUGGUGAGACCAAAUGUGGUAGUUGAAGAUAGUAAUGUUUGAUGCACACAUGGUCAACAUUUCCUUUCAAAACUUUAUUUAACAUGAAAUUGGUCCCAAAACAAAACAAGUGCCCUAGGGUGAAGGAUUUUACAGAUCUUUCUGGGUAGCCCGUGUGAGCUGAGGAAACAGUCUCGGUGUGAUGGAAGUGCAAAACAGAAAAUAACAAAAACACUGGCAUUUGGUGCAUUGGUCUUUUCUGUUUGAUGACAAUUGGAUCUAAUAAUAACGAUGCUUUUCAUUUCUAAUAUUCAUAUACACAAUCAUGCACGCACGCGUUCUCAGAAGGAGGGCUGAGUGACUGGCAGACUUCUCCUCUCCCUCACUGGAGCAGAUUUCUAGAAUCUUAGCACGCAGCAAAGAUACAGUGGAAGGAGAACUGUUUCCCCUCAAAAAAGAGCACCAGCUUUUUCUAUAUUGCUCCUGUCACCCACAUAGAUCAGAACUCAGUAUGUACCCCAGAAAUUUAUUCAUCUUUGUGCCUCAAAGCAGGCAGCAGAGACCUUUUCUUCUCCCCUUCAUUACCAUUCUGUGUUAAAAUUAACAGUAAAUUGAGAGAAAAGUUGUCAAAAAAGUGGAAAGAAAGAAAAGAAAAAAAGUUGCUUUAGCUUUCCAUGCUUGGCAUCCAAAAAUGCUUGUCCUUGUUUCAGUCGCUCAAGAUUUCAUUCUCCAACAGUGACAGUUGUGUUCUUUCAUUUGUGAUAAGUAAAACAAUAUCAGCCUUUGACAGGUUCACAAAUCCAUGUUUCCUUGUAGAGCCAGACUCUGCAAGAUGUAAGCACCUUCCAAGAUCUGGAACUGUUAUCCUAAGAGAGUAUCUGCCCAAUGUUAAUUUCUGCCUUUAGGUGUCUCUCUCUUGGAUAAUAAUGUUAUGAAUUUGGUGGAAUUUGCAGGCAGUUAUAUUUUUAAAAGCCCAGAAAUGCAGCCUAGAGAAGAGAACAUGAUGUUUAUGUAACUAAAGUAUUAUGAAAUAUGCUGUAUUCCAGAGUGGAGGAAAAUUCUAUCUUUUGGAGGCAAAACAUUUUAAUGUAAAAAUCAGGAAGCAUACAGAAUUCAUAUAGGAACAUUUAAUUGUUUCCUUUUUAAAGGAGAAUGAGCAGGUUCUGUCGAUAAGGAAAAUCAAAGCAGCUUUGAAAGCAGAUGAACUUCCUAUCAAGAAAUGUGCAUCACACAAAUGGGACAGAGGUUCUUUAAAGCCCUUACAGACCUCACUGUAGCCAAAAUGUAGAAUACAGAACCUCCGUGAUCCAUUAAAUUAUGAGUCUUAUUUAUAUGGGCAUCUGUGUGCUGAUGUCUCAGAAUGUCUUUGAAAGAUCUGUACUGCUAUGAUUUUUUUUGAUGUUUUCCAUUUGUACCACAAUCCUAAUAGCUGCCAUUUUCCCACUCCUGGGGCUUUCUGUAGAUCAGUGGAUGUUAGGUUUAAACUUCUGUUUUCUUUGAUGAAGCUUUCAAUAAAAAAAUAAAGAAAGAAAA